Molecule: messenger RNA, 768 nt
Organism: Trichoderma virens Gv29-8
Lineage: Eukaryota; Fungi; Ascomycota; Sordariomycetes; Hypocreales; Hypocreaceae
Exons: 1
Coding region: 1-768 (255 amino acids)
Source: RefSeq, a predicted model, not a curated record
AUGCAUUUUCGCCCGGUCGAGCAGUCGAUGGACGACGAGUAUCUCACGCAGGGCGGGGGCGGCGAUGCUGGCCAGGGAGCCGCGCUGGAAGACCGCCCUCGCUCCCGCGGCGUAUAUUUUUCGCUCGAUGAUGUCUUUUGGCCUGAUGAAUCAGGGAUGAUACCCGGCGAGAAUGCAGUCGCCACGCCUUGGAUCGAACCUGAAAACCCUCCUCACCCAUCCGAUAUGCGGCGGUUGGAGCUAGAACACACAACUGCGGGAUAUCGAGAAGGUAUCUCGGCGGCAAAGGAGCAGACCAUCCAAGCUGGAUUCGACGAGGGCUUCAGUCUCGGUGCCACGAUAGGACUGGUGGCAGGGCAGUUGCUCGGCACACUGGAAGGCAUCGAGAACGCUCUGUCGAGCAGGCCUGAUGGUGAUGAAGAAGCCGCAGAAGCCUCCAAGCUGCUGGCAGAGGCCAGAGAAGACUUCAGUGUUACCAAGAUAUUUAGCUCUGACUACUGGGCCCCUGACGGAAACUGGACCUACGACGUCGAGGAAACCGAUGAAGGCGACGAAGUGCUCUUCCCUGAUGUGGCAAAGGCUCACCCCCUGAUAAGGAAGUGGACCGACAUCGUUGACGAGCGAGUCAAACUGUGGAAUAUUGACCGGUCCCUGCUCGAUGGCGAAGAUGGAGAAGACAGGAUGGAGGCUGCAGCGGACGACGCAACAGUUGGCGCUGGCACGAUCGCACUUCCUCCGGCUACAUCCAGACAACGUCUCGAGUGGUGA